GAGAGAAAGUUGUUUAGGGGAGAAGAAGAGAGGGGGAAAAGCAGCAGGGGCAGUAGCAGCUCUACUCCGGUAUGUGUUUGCGGAGUGGAUGCGAGUUGACUGGUCUCCAGCCUUGGGGGGGGGGGGGGAGGGGAUCUACUUUGCGACGUGAACAGAUUUUGACGACCGAGGGCUGAUGUGCGACGAGCUGCUUCACUUUUCGAUAUAGUGGAUUUCUUCACCCAGCUCCCAAAAGAGGGAGAGAAAGAGCCGCCGGUCUGGGUCGGAACUUACCGGUGGCAGUUUUUGCAGGAGAGAAAAAAUAGGAGGAGGAGGAGGAGGGGGGGGUAAAGGGGAGGCAAUUCCUACAAACUCCCAUAACUUCGGACAAUCCUGCAUGUUUAGUUUGACCGCCGUCUGCAACUUGUUCGUUUAUAAUUAAGUCGUAGCAGGGUUGAGGACUUUUGUUUUUCUUCUUCUGUUUUUUUUGUUGGACAAGACCGACCCUACUUCUUCUUCUUCUUCUUCUUUUUUUUUGGGACAAGACCCUACUUUUUUUUUUUUUGGGAACAAGACCCUACUUCUCCCCCCCCCCCGAUUCUUGUCAACUUUGAUAGAGCAAACCAUGGCGAAGAAGUACGACUUCCUCUUCAAGCUGUUGCUCAUCGGGGACAGCGGCGUGGGCAAGACAUGUCUCAUCAUUCGGUUCGCCGAGGACAACUUCAACUCCACCUACAUAUCCACCAUCGGCAUCGACUUUAAAGUGAAAACCGUCGAGGUCGAGGGAAAGAAAGUCAAGCUGCAAGUCUGGGACACAGCGGGACAGGAGAGGUUUAAGACCAUCACCACCGCCUACUACAGAGGAGCCAUGGGCAUCAUCCUGGUGUAUGACAUCACAGACGAGAAGUCCUUUGAAAACAUUCAGAACUGGAUGAAGAGCAUCAAAGAGAACGCCUCGGCCGGGGUGAGCCGCAUGUUGCUGGGUAAUAAAUGUGACAUCGAGGCCAAGAGGAAAGUUUCCAAGGAGACGGGAGAGAAGCUGGCAAAGGAUCACGGGAUCAGGUUCUUUGAGACCAGUGCAAAGUCCAGCAUCAACGUUGAAGAGUCUUUUUUGGCUCUGGCAAGAGACAUACUGCAGAAGUCCAGCAAGAAAUCGGGCCCGGCGGGUCGAGAGGUUAAAAUCACCAGCAGCGCCGAGAAGAAGUCCUCCAAAUGUCUCCUCCUCUGAGCGGACGGGCGUGGUAACCGAGGAAGCGCCGCCUUUCAGCAACGCAUCAGUAUUACCGGGCACCGGAGGCACCCUGUCGCGUCCUCGUCUCCGCCCGCUGGGCUCACACAUUAAGCAAAGUGUACAUACAGGUGUAGUAAGCAAAGCGUAUGUACGGGUGUAGUAAGCGUGGAGCAUCCAUUCGCCAGUGUUUUGUAUCUAGCGUCCCUAAAGGCUGCUGUGCCGGAGAAGAAGAAACUCUAUCAAGAAUGCUGUUUUGGUUAUUAGAUGAGGUGGCCCGGUGAGAAAUUAGAGUUGUCAUGUUUGUGUCAGGGAGGCCGUUUGUCCGCUCAGCAGCCCACUCGCCCGCCGUUUCACUCCACCCUUUACAUUUGGCUCAAACCUGAAGUUUUUCUUUUUGUUUUCUUUCUGGAAUUUCCCCCCUUUGUUACUCCCCAGCUGCCAGUUCACCCCACUCCUCCGAGCCGUCCCGGUCGCUGCUCCACCCCCCUCUGCCCAUCCGGGGAGGGCCGCAGACUUCCGCAUGCCUCCUCCCGUACAUGCGGAGACGU
This is a messenger RNA of Lampris incognitus (smalleye Pacific opah), 1758 nucleotides long. RefSeq names its product RAB13, member RAS oncogene family (gene rab13). The record is from RefSeq and is a predicted model, not a curated record. Gene Ontology annotation, cellular component: synaptic vesicle; endosome; plasma membrane. Gene Ontology annotation, biological process: Golgi vesicle fusion to target membrane; regulation of exocytosis; cellular response to insulin stimulus. Gene Ontology annotation, molecular function: GTP binding; GTPase activity. Lineage: Eukaryota; Metazoa; Chordata; Actinopteri; Lampriformes; Lampridae. The coding region runs from base 605 to 1207 and encodes 200 amino acids. The transcript is spliced from 8 exons.